Talaromyces rugulosus is the source of this 882-nucleotide messenger RNA. RefSeq lists its product as uncharacterized. The transcript is spliced from 4 exons. Bases 1 to 882 code for a protein of 293 amino acids. The record is from RefSeq and is a predicted model, not a curated record. Lineage: Eukaryota; Fungi; Ascomycota; Eurotiomycetes; Eurotiales; Trichocomaceae. Gene Ontology annotation, biological process: regulation of DNA-templated transcription.
AUGGCCCAAGCAACGAGUUCGUCCACCACCCUCGAUGGAAAGCAUGAUGACCAUCGCAAUCAGUCGAACUUGAAGUCUGACGCGGACCUUCCUAUAGAUCCCUCAAUUGCGGCCUCCAGCCCGACAUACCCUCCCCCGUAUUCCCCUUACCAGCCUCAGGGUCACGAUAUGGCCCAGUACCAGGGUCAUCCGCCCCCGCAGAUGUAUGCGCGUCCGGAAUGGUCGCAUGGUUAUCCUCACCAGCAACCUCACAUGCCGGGUCCUUAUAGCUCCCCUGCCCCAACGGUUGGUUCUGCCUCCCCUGCUGCGACCGCAGGGCCGCGCCCUGGUCAGGUCUAUUCUUUCGUCCCAAUUCCUGGUGCCCAGCAGCACAAGCGCCCGCGUCGCCGUUAUGAAGAAAUUGAGCGUAUGUACAAAUGCGGUUGGAAUGGCUGCGAGAAGGCCUAUGGUACCUUGAAUCACCUUAAUGCACAUGUAACCAUGCAAUCGCACGGUUCAAAACGAACACCAGAAGAGUUCAAGGAAAUCCGCAAAGAGUGGAAGGCUCGCAAGAAGGAAGAGGAGAACCAGCGCAAGGCCGCUGAAGAGCGCGAACGCCAGGCUGCUGCCCAAGCUCAGGCUCAACCUGAGGGCGGUCCCCCCGCGGAUCCUUCGCAGGGAGGCCAACCUCCUGCCUACGCAGGUGGUGUGCGUCAAUUGCCUCCCAUCGGUUACCAGCCUGCCGAGAACCAAGUUCCCGGUCAAUACGCCGCUGGUGGUGCCGGCCAGAUGGUGUACCCUCAGGGUAACGCCCAGAUUUACAGCAAUUACCCACACUCUCCUUACGCCCAAAACAACCAGGUGUACCAGCCCCCAGACAACCAAUCUGGAAACUACCAAUAG